Paraphaeosphaeria sporulosa is the source of this 1277-nucleotide messenger RNA. Its product is annotated as glycosyl hydrolase family 5 protein-like protein/cellulase. The transcript is spliced from 4 exons. Gene Ontology annotation, molecular function: hydrolase activity, hydrolyzing O-glycosyl compounds. The record is from RefSeq and is a predicted model, not a curated record. Bases 1 to 1233 code for a protein of 410 amino acids. Lineage: Eukaryota; Fungi; Ascomycota; Dothideomycetes; Pleosporales; Didymosphaeriaceae.
AUGUAUAAGAGGCAGAUCAAACCUGCUCAAAUUGAGGAUGUGGAAACAGCUGCUCUCCCUUCUCUCUCGGAGCGUGCUCUCAACACACCAUUCGUAGCCAAUAAGCAAUGGAUCCAGGACUCGACAGGGAAGAACUUCACCUAUGUUGGUGUCAACUGGCCGGGGGCGGCCGAUGUGAUGAUUCCGGAGGGUCUGCAGUACGCCUCAAUCGCAUCGAUCGUGUCUAAGGUGAAGAGCCUUAAGAUGAAUGUCGUGCGGUUGACCUUCGCGAUCGAGAUGAUCGACAAUAUCAAGGACAACGGAGGCGACGUUACUAUUCAGAACGCAUUCAACAAAGCUCUCGGCACCACCAACGGCCCAAAGGUGUACCAGCAGGUCAUCAAGAACAACCCACAGUUCAACGAGAAGACCACCAGACUCCAGGUUUUCGAUGCUGUCGCCGCCGAGCUAAACAAGCAAGGCAUCUACGUUCAUUUGGACAACCACAUGUCGAAAGGCGCGUGGUGCUGUGGUAGCGGAGACGGAAACACAUGGUUUGGAGACACCUACUUCAACGUCAACAACUGGAAGCGUGGUUUGCAGUAUAUGGCGGAGCAUGGCAAGUCAUGGCCGAACCUAGUUUCCAUCGGUCUUCGGAAUGAACUCAGAAGCGGAGCCACCAAUGGUCUUCCUUACAAUUGGGCAACCUGGUAUGACCAGGUAAUCCCCGCUAUGGACCUCGUGAACAAGGCAAAUCCAAACAUUCUCAUCUUCCUUUCUGGCCUUGACUACGACACCAAGUUGGAGCCCAUCGCUACCGGCGCUGAUCUUGGCAGCGGUAAGAAAUUUUUGCUGUCAGACUUCAAGUACGCCAACAAGUUGGUACUCGAGCUGCACAACUAUCAAAACGAUGCCACAGACUGUGGAAGUAUAGAGAGCGGCCUAUGGAACAAUGGAUUCAGGGCUACCGGCACUAAAGCAGCAAACAUUAUGCCCGUUGUGCUUACUGAAUUCGGGUUCUCUCAAGCGGGCAAUGACUACACAAAGACGUAUGCGACCUGUAUCAAGAAGCUCAUGCCGCAGUGGAAGACGGGAUGGACUGUUUGGGUCCUCUCGGGCAGCUACUACAUCCGUAGCGGGACCCAGGACUAUGAAGAGACUUGGGGACUGCUUAACCACGACUGGUCAGCGUGGCGAAACACUGCCGCAAUAAGCGCGCUCCAGGGAAUGAUCGACGCGUCGCUGACGGGUUAGACCACUUCCUACUUCAAUUCCCGUAGACAAUGACAUUGUUCUAA